Messenger RNA from Xenopus tropicalis (tropical clawed frog), 3430 nucleotides. Lineage: Eukaryota; Metazoa; Chordata; Amphibia; Anura; Pipidae. The record is from RefSeq and is a predicted model, not a curated record.
CUCCUCCUCCAAGUUUCCCUUUCACUGUCAGGCAUCAGAACAAGGAAGUGGCUCAUUCAUUCUGCUGGGCAAGCUCAGGGCGACAGCGAGGGGCUGGAUCAGUGAGGUGAAAAUGAAGGGCUUGUUCUAUCAACUGAAUGCAUCAGAGGAAGAAGGAGUAUUUGUGUAUCAGGACAGAGAACUUGCUCCACCGCCAAGUGAAUAUCAUGUGAAACUCCAAGUGAAAGCCUGUGCACUAAGCCAUAUUAAUGCAAAGCUCAUGUCUGAACUGAAAAUCAGAAAGGAAUUUGUACCCGUUGGACGAGAAGUGGCGGGUGUGAUACUGGAAAUUGGAUCUAAAGUUUCCUUCUUUCAGCCUGACGAUGAAGCAGUGGGAAUAUUGGCACUUGACUACCAAGAGUCUGGGCUGUCUGAAGUACUUUGGGUUCAUGAGAACCAUUUGGUUCCCAAACCAGAGAAGGUCAGUUGGGUGGAGGCAGCCGGCACAAUUCGCGAUGGGUUGCGUGCCUAUACGGCCCUGCAUUCACUUGCAAGCCUGGGCCCAGGGAAAUCUGUACUGGUGAUGGAUGGAGCAAGUCCCCUGGGAGCCCUUGCUGUUCAGUUGUCUCUCCACAGAGGAGCCACGGUAAUAACAACAGCAGAUAGUGAAGAGAGUAAACUCUACUUCGAAAAACUACGUCCCUCUGUAGCCCGUGUUAUAGAUAUGUGCAAAGGGAAAGUAGACCUGGCUGAGAGCUGUUUGGAGGAAACAGGUGGCCUUGGGGUUGACAUUGUUCUUGAUGCCGGAGUGAGAUUAUAUAAUGAAGAAAACGUAAUUUCUAAACAGCUUCCUCACAAACAUGACAUCGUAACGCUUCUCUCUGUUGGGAGCCACUGGAUCACUAGUCACCAAAAUCUCCAGUUGGACCCCCCUGACAGUCACCUGCUCUUCCUUAAGGGAGUCUCUCUUUCUUUUCUUAAUGAUGAAAUCUGGAAUCUCUCCAGCGCACAUAAAGGGAGGUAUCUUCAUAUCUUGAAAGAUGUCAUGGAGAAACUGUCCAUUGGAAUUUUCAGGCCUCAGUUGGAUGACCCUGUGCCGCUCUAUGAAGCUAAAGUUGUCAUGGAAAUGGUUCAGAAGAAUGAAGUGAGGAAGAGGCAGAUCGUUCAGUUCUGAGAGUUGGCAAGGACACAUAAUGUAACUUUCUCAGCCGGGCGGAGGUCGGGAAAGAGCACAAUCGUGCAGUUCUGCUACAAGACAUUGGAUAAAGUGGAAUUGCCCGCUAUUGUGCUUCUUGAUUAUUAGGUGCAAUGUUUAUUCUUCUUCUAGUAACCCAUAGCAACCAAUCGGCAAAUUUAAUUUAAUGGUCUAUUAACUGAUUGGUUGCUAGGGGGCCAAGGCCUGUAGCACAUUUUGAAUUUCUACAUGCAACAGCUCUUGUCCUUUAUUUUCCCAUAAAGGGCAACAGAACAGUAAGGAAGAUGGGAGCUUAUUAACAAGUCAGGGCAUUGGUGUUAAGCUCAUUUUGACCCAAAGCUGGCACUGAUGGGCCUUCUUACUAAAUAUGUUUUUCUAAAGGCUUGGUGGGAUUCUGGAAGUCAUCCGUUUAUAAUUACUGUUUUGGUUUCUGCAUUGACCAUCUACAGCUAGCUAUUCACUAUAGAAUUAACAGGGGCAUUUGCACUGCCCAAGGGUAAUGUUGCCAUAGCAUGCCUCAAAAGGUCCCACUUAUGGUUCAAGAUACGUUAUUAUUCUGUAUUUUUAUUUUAAUAUGGGUAGGAGCUUCCAUACUUUCUCCUCAAGGGACCUGUUAAUUCUCCUCCCAUGAAAAACUGUGGCGCCACUUGGCUAUACACUGGCAUAGAUUUACUAUGCCAUAACUUCUGGUCACUUUAUCUCUUAGGGUGAAGACACACAGAGCUACUAGUAGUAGCUACUUGUCGUGGCUACUAAAAAAGACAAGCCGGUGGGAUGGCAUACAUUGGAUAAAGUGGAAUUGCCCACUAUUCUGCUUCUUGAUUAUUAGGUGCAAUGUUUAUUCUCCUUCUAGUAACCCAUAGCAACCAAUCAGCAAAUUUAAUUUAAUGGUCUAUUAACUGAUUGGUUGCUAUGGGGGCCGAGGCCUGUAGCACAUUUUGAAUUUCUAAGGGCAACAGCUCUUGUUCUUUAUUUUCCCAUAAAGGGCAACAGAACAGUAAGGAAGAUGGGAGCUUAUUAACAAGUCAGGGCAUUGGUGUUAAGCUCAUUUUGACCCAAAGCUGGCACUGAUGGGCCUUUUUACUAAAUAUGUUUUUCUAAAGGCUUGGUGGGAUUCUGGAAGUCAUCUGUUUAUAAUUAGUGUUUUGGUUUCUGCAUUGACCAUCUAUAGCUAGCUAUUCACUAUAGAAUUAACAGGGGCAUUUGCACUGCCCAAGGGUACUGUUGCCAUAUAAUGCCUCUAAAGGUCCCACUUAUGGUUCAAAAUACGUUAUUUGUCUAUAUUUUUAUUUUAAUAUGGGUAGGAGCUUCCAUACUGUAUCUCCUCAAGGAACCUGUUAAUUCUCCUCCCAUGAAAAACUGUGGCGCCACUUGGCUAUACACUUGCAUAGAUUUACUAUGCCAUAACUUCUGUUCACUUUAUCUCUUAGGGUGAAGACACACAAAGCUACUAGUAGCAGCUACUUGUCGUGGCUACUAAAAAAGACAAGCCGGUGGGCUGGCAUACGUGACGCUGCGAUUUGCCGAAAUCGCCAAAGUUGCCUUGAAAGACAACUUCGAUGAUUUUGGCGCUGCGUAUGCCAUCCCACCGGCGAUUUACAUUCUAGCCGGUGGGAUGGCAUAUCGGGGAGAUUAGUUGCCCGCAACAAGGGAGAUUUGUUGCGCGACGACUAAUCUCCCCAUCUGUCACAGCCCUCAGGGUGAAGACACACAUAGCUACUAGUAGCAGCUACUAAAAUAGACAAUGCUGAUUGUCAUUUACUGAUAAUUGUCUCUAUGUGCGUUUUAGCAGGGGCAAUUUUCAGUACUGUCUAUGGCAGGGGAUUUUCUGGAGUAAAAAAAGUAGCUGCUAUUAGUUGCUCAGUGUGUCUUCACCCUUAGACACAAGAGCAUAAAUGUUUUGGAAACACCAUAUAAUCCAAUUUUAUCUAUAAUCACAAUCAAUCAUUAUACUGUCCCGUUACAAUGCUGGGUAAGUGGACUGGGGGAGAGGUCAGUGCAACACCCCUGCUUAGUAAAUUUUUAGUCCCUCCCAAAGAGCUGUGCUGAACAGAGUGCAGGCUAAUUAAAGUACAUAAAGAAAAUGUGUGUAUAGAUAUAUGUAUCAUUUUCACAUAUGUGGUAUAAGCAUUUACCCUUUAUACGUCCAUAACCUGUAUAAUAGAAUAACAUUAAAUGAAAUGUAAUAUAAAGUGCAGUAUGUUUAAUGGCAAUUUAAUUGCAGCGUAUGAAAUAAAAAUAAAGUUUGAAUAGUUA